AUGCGGAAUGAAAAUCUCUUCACGGUAGAUCAGGGCACUCAACAAAAACGUGUUUCACUGCGUGCUGCUAAGAAACGAAAACCUGCCGACGAUGGACCUGAGCUUCUGGAUGCGAAGAGACUCCGCUUGCUGCAAAAAGGCGACUGGGCUGGCAUCAAUGUCCAGAAGUCGCUGCCUAUCCAUUUUUCAGGAGGUGGCAGCUCGGAUCGACGUCAGAUCUGGGGCUUUCGCAACAAGUACUCCAAGGGGCAAUCUUCCCCUUUCUGGGAGCAGGAUGGAAGUAGCAGGAGACCACUGCAAGGGAAAGCUAUGAGCUACUCCAGCACGCAGGGCGGAGACAGAGACGUCAGGAUCAGAAUUGGCAGUGAAGAUAUUCGAUACGGCGGCGGAAGUCAGACCACGAAAAGAAGCUCUCGGAUUCGCCCUCUCCCGACUGUCACUCAGUCGAGCAACUUACGGCGGUCGGAAUACUUUCAGCAGCCCUCGUCUCGAAACGUUGCGAAGAGCCCUGACCCUGCAGAAUCGCGCAGCACUGGAAGACUGCUAGUGUACAGGACUAAAAGUUCGAGACAGCGUCGGCAUGGCCAAAGUGCUGCGAGCCAUGGAAACACUCCGAGUUCCUCAGGACCGUCCAAAUCACCCAGCCACCCAAGUAGGCUUGAUCGUCUACAGGAAGAAGGCCGGUCGAUGUUCGUUGAAUCCUCUCCUUCGAUCAUUUAUCAUCCCGUGCCUCAAAGGUUCAGCCAGCUUGUCCUGCGUAAGAGAUCGGGAACACCAAAAUCCGAUCUCUUUGGGAGUACCGUUGGUCAAGUCGGUCUCAACCUAUUGCAAGACGUUGCGUCACGGGAAAGGAGUGAAAACGAGCGUUGGCACAGGAUGGUGGCGUCUGAUGAUGAUCAGCCAGAUACAGCGUCCGCGCAGGAUUUGGGUGGAAAUGGCACAAUUGUUGAUAUCAGUCCCGGAGUCAGCAAUAUGCUCCAUUCCAGCGGCUCAGUAGCCCGUGGGCCAAGAUUCGACCAUUCUCCGAUGAGCACGUCUACGGACCCUCCCUGCGAUAACACCGCGCGAAACAACAUGCAUACUAAUCAGUCCAAGAACUUCAGCCUCCGAUGCGAAAAUGAUGGUAAACCAAGAAAUUCUAUAGAAAAGAUCCGGCUAUCGUCAUCUCCGCUGCCGAUCUGGUCUUCUGCUUUAUCAGCUGACCUUACGAAAGACGACCUUUAUCACGACAAUGAUGAACUCCCUCGGGACAGCAUACUCGCGCGUAUAGAAGCCUGUUCAGAUGGUCGCCGUGACACGGUGACGCGGCAACUGCCGCCAAUGUUUGAGUCGGAUAGCGAGGAGGAAAUGACACACAACCAAAACGAGCGAAAUCUAAACGAGCAAAGCACAAGACCCCCAGAUACAGAGCACGAAGAUGCCGGGAAACCAAUGUUCAUACCUCAAAUUCUGGAAACAGAUGUCAAUCAUGUUGCACCGGUGCUAUACUCAGCAAAAGCAGACAUGAAUUUGGAAUGGAUGAGCUUCAUAUUCGGCGAGGAUGUUGACGAUAAUGAAGAUACUACGUUCCAAGAGGCAUGUCAGGAAGCUGCACGGGACUUGCGGCCAUCAAGCAGCUCUGCUAGCAACCACUUUCAAAGCUCUACGGUCCCCAUUUCAACUCUUGUCCCCGAAGAAUCUAUCACCUACGGAACGCUCCAUCACCAAGAUGAUGACGAUGUGAUUUCAACGCCGCCAAAGUCUCCAAAAUUUAGGAUCGGCCAGACAGACAUGGCCGUCCGCAGAGACCGCGCAGACUUUUUACCAGAAUACAGUCGCCAUGAGGACACUCACACAGAUAUCGCAGAUACUAUCAGGGCAGAAGAUUCAGACUCAAUCAUACCUCAGGCUGGAACAGAGUCUCUAGCAUCUGAUAUUGCCUCAACACCAGUCAUGGACUCUGCAUCAAUGAUUGCACAGCCAUCUGACUCUGACAUGAGCGGAAAUGCAAGUCAGCCAUUUCAAUUUGCCAAGCCGAAAACUUUUGUCGGUAGGCUAGUUAGUUCAUCAACCCGAGAUCCCGGGCCAGUCUUGCACCUGAGUAUACAUGACAAACCCAAGAAAAGGGGUAGACCCAAGGGCAAAUCGAGAAUGAAGAAGGCUAAGGAUGGACGUGCCAAUAUCCGAGGGCUGCCUGAUUAUGACGGCGACCCAAUUGAAGGAGGAUCAGAUGAAUAG
Colletotrichum orchidophilum is the source of this 2217-nucleotide messenger RNA. RefSeq lists its product as uncharacterized. Lineage: Eukaryota; Fungi; Ascomycota; Sordariomycetes; Glomerellales; Glomerellaceae. The coding region runs from base 1 to 2217 and encodes 738 amino acids. The record is from RefSeq and is a predicted model, not a curated record. The transcript has a single exon.